CAGAAAUUUAGCGGACUAAAUCUGAAAACAAGUUACAUGUAAAUUAUCCAGCGUGCGCUGUAACAUAAACAUUGGAAAGUUAGGAUGCAAGUGGAUGGACGGAGGAAUGUUGGAUUUUAACAUAAUUAAGUUAAUUCUGUGCACUUGCUUUCAAAAAUGAAUAAAUAUGGAUUUAAAGUUUUUAUUUUGCUUCUACCACUCUUCAGUUUAGGAGCUGGAAAUUCGUGUUAUGACUCAAGUGGUAGAGCACAAAAGUGCAUGACGGAAUUUGUAAAUGCUGCUUUUAAUCUGACUGUAGAAGCAACUAAUACAUGCGGAUUAACUGGUCCGCAAGAGUUCUGCUUGCAGACUGGAAUGCGAAAAUCAUGUGGUCACAUUUGUGAUGCAGGAUCUCCGUCCCAAAUGCACCCACCGGGCUAUAUGACAGAUUUUAACUUUCGAAACGACUUGACUUGGUGGCAGAGCGAAACUUUGUUAGACAGAAGAGAAGCGUGGCUGAACACUCCUCAGCAGCAAGUUAAUCUUACACUUAAUUUAGGUAAAGCAUUUGAUGUUACAUACAUUCGUCUUAGAUUUCAUUCACCAAGACCUGAAAGUUUUGUCAUCUAUAAACGAACAUCAAAGGAAGAUGAAUGGAUACCAUAUCAGUACUUUAGUGCCUCGUGUAGCCGCACAUACAAUUUGCCUUUGGCCAAUUACAUCUCACGACAAAACCAAGACGUAGCAACUUGUUUGAACGAGUACAGUGACAUUUCUCCACUGACUGGAGGAGAAGUGCCAUUUUCAACUCUUGAAGGGAGACCAGAUGCAGGAAACUUUGAGAACAGUAAAAUAUUACAGGACUGGGUAACAGCUACCGAUAUCAAAAUUGUGUUGACACGUAUGAACACGUUUGGUGAUGAGACCUUUGGAGAACCCCGUGUCUUGAGAUCAUACUUCUAUGCUAUUGAUGACCUGGCAGUCGGCGCAAGAUGUAAGUGUAAUGGUCACGCCAGUCGCUGUGAAAUAGCACCAAACCGUGAUCUUGUAUGCGAUUGUGAGCACAACACCUCCGGACCUGACUGUAAUAUAUGUAAACCUUUUUACAAUGACAGACCAUGGGCCAGAGCUAACGAAGAAGAUGCCACGGAAUGUAGGGCCUGUGACUGCAAUGGAAUGAGUGACGAGUGCUACUUUGAUGAGGAUCUGUACCAAAAGACAGGGCAUGGUGGUCACUGUAUAAACUGCCGUGAUAACCGUGGUGGUAUACAUUGUGAGGAGUGUCUGCCCAACCAUUAUGUUGAGCCGAGAACUAACAGGUGCACAGCUUGUAACUGUGAUCCUACCGGUGCAGAAAAUCAACCGUGUGAUGACCAGGGUCAGUGUCCAUGUAAGCCAGGUGUUACUGGUCAGAGAUGUGACCGAUGUGAAGAAAAUUAUUAUGAUUUUGGAAUCCAUGGAUGCAGGCCGUGUAAUUGUGUGAUAAAAGGAAGCCGAGACAACCAGCCAAGAUGUUACCCUGAUACUGGCACAUGUCUCUGUAAGGAAUUUGUGGAAGGACAGAACUGUGAUAGAUGUAUGCCAGGAUAUUUUGGAUUAGAGAUGGAUAAUCCCUAUGGCUGUAUAUCAUGUUUCUGUUACGGACAUUCCUCAAUUUGUACCAGUGCCACUGGUUACUUCCCUAGAGCUUUACAUACUGACUUUGAAACUGGAAAGCAAGGAUGGACUGGAAUGGACAAAGGCAACAACGUCAUAGAUACACAGUAUAAUGAUAAACUCCAAAACCUUGGUAUAUCUGCACCAGGUAACAACGAAAUGGUCUACUUCAGUGCUCCAGCGAGGUAUUUGGGUGACCAGAGAUUUAGUUACAACCAGUUGUUGACCUACAAACUCAGAAUAGGUGAGGAAGGUGGUGCUACACCUUCUAUAAUUGACAUCAUUAUUGAAGGGGCAGGGCAGAGAAUCUCGGCACCAUUUUAUUCUCAGGGCAACCCCACACCGGGAUUAGAGUCUGCAGAGUACAAGUUCCGGCUGAAUGAACAUCCAUAUUAUCGUUGGUACCCACAACUAAAGUCCAAGUCUUUCCUGUCAAUCCUGGCAAAUAUUACAGCUAUCAAGAUCAGAGCGACAUACAGCACUGGAGGCACAGGAUUCAUAGAUGAUAUUCACUUGGAAACUGCUGGACGAGAGUUAAAUGGCGAGGAAGAGGCAUCUUGGGUAGAGUCAUGUACCUGCCCUGAAGGUUACGUUGGUCAGUUCUGCGAGUCAUGUGCUCCAGGAUUCAAACGUGAUCCUCCGAAUGGUGGACCGUUAGCUUCUUGUGUACCUUGUGAAAGUCGUGGGCAUUCUGACCAGUGUGAUGCUGAAAGUGAUUUGGCUUCCAGCAUGAAUACAACAGAGGACAUUUCAGACGACUGGAGAGAGGAGUUCAGGUCCUUACGUAGAAAGAUACGUCAUCUGGAAAAAAGGGUGAGCGCUCUGGAGAAGAAACAGGCUGGUGAAAACUAGCUAAUAUCAAGGGGAUCUGCAAAGUUAGAGCUGUUGGAGAGGCUGGUAAUAAAGAAGCCAAUAAUAUCUAGAUAGGUAUUCAACAAGAAAUUGGAAAGCCUACGAAACAUACAGGCAACAGCAAAAACACAAAAUAAACAAAAGUUAAAACAACUCAAAGACUGAGCAAAAGUUAAAGCAACUCAAAGAAUAAGCAAAAGUGUAAACGCGUGUGUCAUCUCUAUUGUUUAAACUGUGUGACAACACCUCAGACUGAAACUUAAUGUGUAUUGUCUAGUCAUUAUAGAAAGUAUCAGUUCUUUUAACAUUGCAGAUUUUUUUAUAUAUGAGCCGCACCAUGAGAAAACCAGCAUAGCGGAUUUGCGACCAGCAUGGAUCCAGGCCAGCCUGCGUGUCCAUGCAGUCUGGUCAGGAUCCAUGCUUUUCACUUUCAAAGCCUACUGCAAUUAGAAAAAAUCAUAAGCGAAAAAAAUGGAUCCUGACCAGACUGCGCAUCCGCGCAGUCUGGUCUGAAUCCAUACUGGCCGCAAACCCACUAUGUUAGUUUUCUCAUGGCACGGCUCAUAUGUAAAUCCAGUUAUAAUGAUUUUCAAUGCUGUUUUCUUUUUAUGAUACGAUGUUUAUAUUUCAAAUGCCAAAAAAACUAAAUUCAUCCGC
Molecule: messenger RNA, 3144 nt
Organism: Mercenaria mercenaria
Lineage: Eukaryota; Metazoa; Mollusca; Bivalvia; Venerida; Veneridae
Product: laminin subunit gamma-1-like
Exons: 13
Coding region: 157-2487 (776 amino acids)
Source: RefSeq, a predicted model, not a curated record